This is a messenger RNA of Pseudo-nitzschia multistriata, 3448 nucleotides long. The record is from the annotation of a GenBank genome assembly. NCBI's taxonomy places the organism in Eukaryota, Bacillariophyta, Bacillariophyceae, Bacillariales, Bacillariaceae.
UCAGAUUAUUUUCAGYAAACGAACAAACCGAGAAAGAAUACGAUGUAUUCACGGAUGGCCAUGUCCAGGACCAAAUGGAUUUCCAAUCCUACCAUCCGAGAGAAGAAUUUSUGGUCUUUCCUUCCGACUCUCCUUGCACUGGCAAUUUUGUUCUCUGCUUUCGGGCAGGCUGCCGCACAAGGCAACAAUGCCACGAACGACGAUGUUUACAGCGUCGACGACGACGGUAUUCUCGACAGCAAUGCCACUACCGUCAUUCCGGGAUCGAUCGUGGCACGACCCGCCACCGCUGUGACAGUGGCCGAUGCCGUCUUGUUCCCAUGGUUCGUCCAGUUUCUUGGGUGUCUGACGGUAUUUGUCCUCUCCAGGUUCAACCUUCCCGUCCCCUUUGCGGCCGUGAUGUUCAUCUUCGGCGCGCUGAUGGGGUACGGGGCUGUGACCRACCAGGCGCUGGAGGAUCCCACGAACGACGUGCGRAAAGCCCUUCUGGAUUCGAUUACCCUGUGGAUCAACAUAGACUCGGCAACACUUCUGUUAAUAUUUCUACCCGGUUUGAUCUUCAAGGAUGCCGUGGACAUYCCGAUAAAUUUGUUCGUAGUGGCGGCAGGUGAGUUCUUUAAACAUAAACAAAAGAAWGAAAACGAUGACAAKAUAAAUCCGCUUUGGCCAUAAAAAACUUUUUGGGCACUACUAUGCCGUGAUGUAGAAGAUUAUAUCAUACAGUGAAUUCUUGAAAAAACAUUUGCAUCGUUUUGGCUAAAAUUGUUCUUCUUUCUUCUAUUUCGUCUCUUACGCGUAUUCUGCACACACAAACAAUAGUCCAGAUCUGGAUCUUAGCCUUUCCCAUGGUAUUGGUUGGAACAAUCCUGACCGGUGUGGUGGGAAAAUAUUGCCUUCCUUAUGAGUCAGCAGAUCCAGAUUCCUUUGGCUGGUGGGCCUGGGUUGUGCUGGGUGCUAUUUUGGCAUCAACGGAUCCCAUCGCUGUGGCUAGUGUUCUCAAAACAGCGGGUGCCUCCCCCCGACUGGUCAUGCACAUUUCCGGAGAAUCCCUCAUGAAUGACGGAUCCUCCUAUGUGUUCUUCCAGAUUGCUGUCCAGCUGUGGUACGCAUCCGUGGGGUURCCGGUGCAGCAAGAGCUCGGAACAUGGACGGCGGGCUUCACAUACUUCUUUCGCAUGUCCCUUGGGGGAACUGUGGUGGGRACGGUCUUYGGGUUUGGCCUAUUGGGGGUCCUGUGGGAACUGGAUAGACGGAUGGAACGAGAAUUCGACAUAAUCCAGGUCGUGUUUGGUUUGACAACGGCCUACUUGUGCUAUUUCGUCUGUGAUCAGAUCAUUACUAUGUCGGGGGUAAUAUCUACUGUGGCUUGUGGUUUGGUUGUGAACCAGUUUGGUAGAGGACUGAUUCACGACAAGGACAUGAUGUCCUCGUAUUUAGCCUUGGUGAGUUUUCUCUGAAAGGACCAGGACCAAAUUUGUGGGUGUUUCGUAAACAACAACAACUACGACAACAAAAAUAAUUUUCUUGCUCUCCAUCUCUCUGAUUCUAACAAUACCUUUCCAUGUGUGCUUCGCAUCAGGCCGACUUUUUGCUUAAUACUCUUUUGUUCGCGCUGGGAGGUGUAAUUUGGGCGGCAAUUAGCUUUUCGAAUCAACAAAGUGCGGCAGUUCAACCAAUAGACUGGGCGUACCUGAUAGUGUUCUAUAUCCUYUGUAUGGUUAUCCGGUUCGUUCAAGUUGGAAUGUUUUAUCCAAUUCUAUCUCGUAUCGGUCUCAAAUCAAAUUGGAAAGAAGGCGUCUUCCUGGCAUACGGUGGUCUGCACGGAUCGGUGGGAGUUGCCCUUGGCCUGUCGCUGAUACAAUACGUAUUCCAGAAAACAGAAGACGAAAGCAUCCGAAAGGCAGCUACAAUAUUGCAAUUUUUGGGCGGCGGAGCCACGCUUUUGACUCUCACCAUCAAUGGUACAAGCGCAGGUGCUAUUUUGAAAAUAUUGGGAUUGGUAAAGCCUCCCGUUUCGGCCGAGCACGUCAAACACGUGUUCGAGGGAGCCGCGAAAGAUUUCGUGUACACUGAAAUGAGUAAAUUGUUCCAAGAAAAGCGCUUUCAGAAGGUAGACUUCGAUAUAUUGAAGGACAAUGUCUUGUUUGUGAACAAAGAGCCUCCUAAAUUACAUAUAGAGGGUCCCGAGGUAGAAAACACUCACCAUGAAGAGACCGUYCGAGAAUUCCAUCGUCGGGUGGUAAAAGGUGGCAAACCKUAUAUCUCGCUGCUGAAUGCAACCAAACGAGCUACUGAACGGCACUUUAUCGAUCCCACCGAAAGCGAAGAAUACAAGUCUGAACUUUUAGUAGAAAUGAGGCAGAUAUUUCUCCAGCUCCUACAGGAAGCYUACAAAGUAGAAGAAGAAAUGGGGGAAUUGGAUCAGAAGCAAGACAACGGAUAUCUGUUUGACGUUUUGCUUCAGAGCGCGGACUUGGCCAUCAACGAAGUUAUAUACGACAAAAAGCCCAUCGAAGACUGGAAGCACACCGAAAUAUUCUUUCGUUGGGAUACGAUGAAGAAGGCAGAACGUCCGUCUUCGGAGAGGACUUCAUCAGUGGGGUCUAGAAUUCAGCCUAGAGCGCUAGGAGAGGAGUUACCCUCGAUGAAUUCCGAGGCAGUGGUAGCAGACACCAUUGUUUCAAAACCAAGUGUAUCCCAGGCCUCCUUUGCAUCUUCGCUCAAGUCGAUUGUUUCGUUKGAUGGAAGCGAUUCUACGACACGAAAGAAGACUCACAUGGUCGACGUGAAGAGAAUACGAUUGGAUGUUCUCCGAGCGCUUGCAUUCAUUCACGCCCACAAAAUGGCAGAGGCCAAGUUACGACUCUACGUGGAUCGCUUUGAUGAAGAUUUGGAUGAGAGCUUGCAGGCGAGGCACAGUGUGACAGACAAUGCAUUGGAGAUYGUUUUAGCUGAGUCUCACAAACAAGUGUGCUUUGCUCAUGAGAAGCUUGAUAAAGAAGUGAGUGACAAGGACCUAGACAUUGUCCUUUCGUAUCUUUGUGCCCAGAUUCUCCUUCGAAGACUCCUUAAGUUUACGGAAGAAAAGUCCGAGGAAGGAAUGAUUGGUAAGCAAGAGACUCGGGCAUAUACGCGRAGGAUGAAAGACUGCUUGGAUGAAAGCGAUGCCGAUGCUAUCCAACAACUUACGGAAUUGAGAUUGAAUGACGAUACAAGAGAUGAUUGUAAGCGCGGUCCAUCUAGCAUAUUACGAAGCAUUGUGGAAGAUAGCGAUGAUGCGAGCGCAGCCUUCGAUGACAACAAUCACCAACUUCCUGUUCGCCAUCGCCUCUUGAGCUAUUACAAAAGAUAGGGCAACACUCCUUGCUUUCUCGUGGAUUAUCCGAUGAAUCCAUGYGAUUGGUGGCAUCAAUUGCACGAGCGAUGAAACUAAAUAUAAUGAUUGGAC